Messenger RNA from Rhipicephalus microplus (southern cattle tick), 615 nucleotides. Its product is annotated as pre-mRNA-splicing factor CWC22 homolog. Lineage: Eukaryota; Metazoa; Arthropoda; Arachnida; Ixodida; Ixodidae. The record is from RefSeq and is a predicted model, not a curated record.
AUGACGGCGGACCGCAACUGCCGUGCAAGGUACAAAACGCCCUACAUCGUGACGAAGAGACAAUGGGAACGACGCAGGGCCAACGAGGAGGCAGAGGCCACUGCCACCAACUAUUCCACCAGCAAGCCCCGCUCAAGAUCCAGGACACCCAGUCGAAGCCACUCCCGAUCUCGUAGCCGCACACCGGGACCCCGAAAGCAGCAGCAACGUCGAGCUCGCAGCCGAAAACCUGGGCGGACCCCAACGAGGGACGCCAAGGCAACUGAGUCGGUGAGCUUUGCAGAUGCGGUCAAAGGAAAACGCGCCACAAACGCGGAGGCUGGCGGCAAAACACACACUAAGAUAGAGGCGGAGAUAGCUCAGUUGACACAGACGAUACAAACUAUGCAAAUGGAAAGCAUGCAGGCACAGAUUCACGCAAAGGACGAACUCAUACAAAAGCUCCAGUCUGCCGCUCACAGCGAGACUGAUCAACAGGCAAUGCAGGAAACACAAGAACUUAUUGAGGACGGGUACCAGUCUAUAACAGGCAAGGCGGAGAAUCCAAACGUCACCACACUGCUCAAGCGAGAGCUCACGGUUAUCGAACACGACACCCAAGUCAAGGAUAUUUAA